Molecule: messenger RNA, 2829 nt
Organism: Gamsiella multidivaricata
Lineage: Eukaryota; Fungi; Mortierellomycota; Mortierellomycetes; Mortierellales; Mortierellaceae
Product: glycoside hydrolase superfamily
Exons: 6
Coding region: 64-2742 (892 amino acids)
Biological process (GO): glucan catabolic process
Molecular function (GO): beta-glucosidase activity
Source: RefSeq, a predicted model, not a curated record
AUUUCUCCUUGUUCCUUGCUCAUCUUCUCCUACAUUACAUUUCACUUUCAUACUACUGUGUCCAUGACCGGACCUACCACCGGCAUUAGCUUCACACGGCCUGCCAGUCCUCCUCAUCGUCGCCGCCGCCCCAAGUUCCUCUCCAUAUCCCUGAUAAUUCUCUUAACCACAUCGCUCCUUCAAUCUGCAUCAGAAGUGUUAGCAUUAGCGUCAGAGGCAGUCCUCACGACCCAGGACACUGAGGAUUCUAAUCCACAGCAGACCAUAGGCAUGUCGCAGAUCAUCGAUCGCGACACCUACGGCGGCCGCAAACCCGACUCUACGUACCCGACUCAAGACGAUGCGCGAUCAUCACCUUCCCCUAAAGAUGCCCUCAAGGAUAAGAACCCUCCUAGUCCAUCCCUAACAGCAGAUCCAGACAUGCUCAAACUGGCUCAAAGCAUGACUCUUCGCGAGCUGGCGGGCCAAAUGACCCAGAUUCAAAUUGGGAUGUUGUUGGACAGCAAAGGCGAGUUAGAUAUGGCCAAGGUCCAAUACUGGAUCGGGGAAUGGGGCGUGGGGAGUUUCUUGGACACACCAACAAAUCAUGGGGGCAAGUACAUCUCUUACUCUGCCAAGCAGUUCGCAAAGAUUGUCGAUGUCAUCCAAAAGGUUGCCAUAUCGACCGGGAAGAAAGUCCCGAUGAUCUACGGCUUGGAUUCAGUUCAUGGCGCAAACUACGUCGAUGGAUCCAUCUUGCUCCCUCAGCAGAUCGGACUCGCCGCCACGUUUAACACAACCACGGCGUACGAGGCUGGGCGCAUCACUGCCAAGGACACACGCGCGGCAGGUAUCCCCUGGGUAUUUACCCCCAUCCUCGAUGUUGCUGUACACAAACUAUGGCCACGCGUCUACGAGACCUUUGGUGAAGAUCCUCAUGUGGUAUCUGAGAUGGGCAGUGCGGCUAUCAAGGGUCUUCAGGGUAAUUACAAGAGGGACCGAAUGCGCGUCGCAGCGUGCAUGAAGCACUUUAUCGGCUACUCUGCCUCCCGUAAUGGCCAAGACAAGGCUUCUGCGUGGAUUCCGGAUAACUAUCUGAUGGACUAUUUUGUCCCUCCCUUCCAGGCUGCUAUCAAUGCUGGCGUAGCGACUGCGAUGGAGACCUACAUUGAUGUGAACGGUCAGCCCGUUGUCGGAUCCAACUUCUAUCUCACAGAGCUGCUUCGGCAACGUCUUCGGUUCAAAGGCAUGCUCGUGACAGACUGGCAGGAACUUGAUCGACUCUUUACAGAGCAUCGAACCGUGUCCUCGCUCAAGGAUGCGACGCUGCAGUGUCUGAAGCAAACCUCGGUCGAUAUGGUUAUGGUACCCGAGUCCGAGUCAUUCUCAAAGGACGCAGUGGCGCUGAUCCAGGAGAACAAAUUGCAGCGGCAACGACUGGUCGAAUCUGUCGCCAAGGUGCUGCAGUUGAAGAAGGAUUUAGGAUUGUUUGAGCAACCAUUCAGCGACCCAAAAUUACUGGCAUAUGUUGGAAGCAAGCAGGACAUUGAGACUGCCAAGAGCGCCGUUCGCGAGAGUAUCACUGUUCUGAAGAACAACAAUGGCAUCUUACCCCUACAGAAUCAGAAGAAGAUUGUUGUCACUGGACCAGCUGCAGAUUCGAUUAGGGCGCUCUCUGGAGGGUGGUCAAUCAAGUGGCAGGGCGCUGAUUCCGACGACUGGUACCAAGGUCGAGGCGAGAGCAUUCUCCAGGGACUCCAAAAGGAGUUUGUCUCCAGUGCUGUCUCGUAUGUGCCAAGUGUCGAUUUUGAUGGUAAACCCCUGAGAAACAACAUUAACGAAGGAGCGCAUCUCGGGGCGGUGGACGGUGCUGACACAGUGAUUAUCUGCCUGGGUGAGAAGCCUUAUGCCGAGAUUGUUGGUAAUAUCAAUGACCUUGAUCUGCCCACAGGGCAGUUGGACGUGAUCCGCCAAGUUAAGGCUCGAGUCCAUGGAACAAAUACCAAGAUCGUCCUUGUUCUAGUGGAAGGGCGACCAAGAGGGCUGCAGGAUACGGAAGGGCUUUUGGACGCCAUCGUCAUGGCCUACUUGCCCGGGCCGUGGGGUGGACAUCCGAUUGCAGAAGUUAUAAGUGGCGCUGUGAACCCAUCUGGACGACUGCCUAUGACCUAUCCUAGUGGACCCGGCGACAUGGCGACCAACUAUUAUCGGUCGGGUGUGGAUGUUUACAAGCCCUUGUUCACAUUCAGUGCUGGAUUGUCGUACACCACGGUGGAAUACGGAGGUUUGGUACUGAACCACCCGGUCAUAAAGACGACUCUGCCUGACGAUGAGGGUGAUCUGGAUGAAAACGAUGAUUUCGGCGACGACGGAGAUAAUGAUAGCAACAGGGGCCAAGUAGACCAUAGGCCCGCACCAGCCGCACCUAGCAGUAAUGAGAAAAUUCAGAUGAAGAAUAUUCCCAGUAUUCUCGCAAAGAUCACGAUCAAGAACAGGGGCAAUCGACCAGUCAAAGAGACAGUUUUCUGGUACAUCACGCAAGAUUACCGCAGCGACAUCAUGCCCGAGGCUUUCCUACUCAAGGGAUUCGAAAAGAUCGACCUUGCUCCUGGCCAAAGCAAGCAGGUGAGGUUCAAGGUCACCAGAGCCGCUCUGUUGUACCAUGGCAGGGGCCUGAAGAGAAAAAUCGGAAAGGGCACGUUCACUCUUACUGUGAAUGCCAUGAGGCCCGAGGCACAGUCGAUCAAGUUUGAGGUCCUGUAGAGUGUGAGCAAAGAGCUGCAUGUAUGCCCAAGAUUGCAGACCCGAAUAUCCAGGGAUAUCAAGAGUGUACAGACAUUGAAUAUACGA